AUGUCCAAGAUCGUCGUCAUCACGGGUGCCAACACCGGCCUCGGCUACGAAGUUGUCAAGGCUCUGCUCCAAAACGACAAAGCCGCGCCGUACCGCAUCUUCCUCGGCUGCCGCUCCCUCGACAAAGGCAAGGCCGCACGCGACCAGGUGCUGGCCGAAGUGCCCGAGACCCGGAGCACCAUUGACCUGCUGCAGGUUGACGUGGCCAGCGACGCGUCCAUCGAGGCCGCCUUCACGGCCGUCGCCAAGGACGUCGACCACAUCGACGCCCUUGUCAACAACGCCGGCCAUGCCGUCGACCCCCAGCUGGCCACUGGCGCUGUGAGCCGGCGCCAGGUCUGGACGCAGGACUUUGACGUCAACGUGUCGGGCGCCGACAUUAUGACGUACACGUUCGCGCCGCUGCUCAUCAAGUCGCGUGAGCCGCGUCUGCUGUUCCUGACGAGCGGCCUGGCGUCCCAACAGAACAUGGCCGCCGCCUACUACGCCGGCCCGGCCCCCGCCGCCACGGGCUGGCCCAAGACGUACUUUGGCAGCCCCUUUAUGUACCGCGCCACCAAGUGCGCACUCAACAUGCUGAUGCUCAACUGGCACCACGUCUUGCUGCCGGAUGGCGUCAAGACCUUUUCCAUUUCGCCCGGCAUGCUGGUCACCAACCUGGGCAACAUCAAAGAGCGCCUCAUAGAGAUGGGCGCGGGCCACCCGUCUGUGGGCGGCCAGCUGAUCCAGCAGGUCGUGGCGGGCGAGCGCGACACCGACGCCGGCAAAAUUGUCAACAGCACGGGCGUGAUGCCGUUCUAG
Sporothrix schenckii 1099-18 is the source of this 801-nucleotide messenger RNA. Its product is annotated as short chain dehydrogenase. Lineage: Eukaryota; Fungi; Ascomycota; Sordariomycetes; Ophiostomatales; Ophiostomataceae. The transcript has a single exon. The record is from RefSeq and is a predicted model, not a curated record. Bases 1 to 801 code for a protein of 266 amino acids.